This is a messenger RNA of Aaosphaeria arxii CBS 175.79, 958 nucleotides long. RefSeq lists its product as uncharacterized. Lineage: Eukaryota; Fungi; Ascomycota; Dothideomycetes; Pleosporales. The record is from RefSeq and is a predicted model, not a curated record. The transcript has 2 exons. The coding region runs from base 28 to 957 and encodes 309 amino acids.
GUUCUGAACAAAAUUGUUCUUGAUGCCAUGGACCCUCUCAGCAUUCCUGCCUCUAUAGCUGGCGUCACCAUGGCUACCCUCAAGAGUGUCCAACUCCUCGUGCAGACCAUCGAGAAUAUUAGAGAGGCUCCAGUCAUUGUCUUGAGCAUCAGCAAUGACCUUCGGACAAUCCAGCCUGUACUACAAAGUCUUGCCGGAGCAAUGCAAAACAAUUCUUCGCAGAUCGUUCUGAAUGAACAGAUCCAGUUCGCUGUUAAAAAUUGCAAGAAAGGAUGCAACGCGUUUCAGUUGCAAGUAGAACACUGGAUGAGGCGUUCUACAGGGGACAAAAUGUUCUGGGUAGACAGAUGGAAGGUUGCACUGUUUGGCCUCGAGCGGAUCAAUACAUUUAAGGGCCAGUUGAGUGCCUACAAGGCCACUCUCAGCGUAGCACUCUCAACAGCGACAAUCAUUACCACCGCCCGCCAGGAGAAUCUAAUGAAAGAGCUCAGGGAUAUGAUGCUUCGGCAGAACGAAGUUGUUAUCCGAGAGCAGGUCGUGCAAGCAGAUGCUGAGGCAAACGAGAUACAAAGCACCAUAGAGCAACUUACAGUGGGUACUAGCAGUAAGUUGAGCCUCAAGGCGCAGUCGAGCGCGGAGCUUGAACAUAGUAGACAGGAGGUCUUUCAGGAACUUGGACGACAACAAGACGCGAACAACAUCUUGAGAGAGCUGUGUGAGGAAGCACUGUCUCAAACAGUCCAUGAGCGCACAGGCCAGAAGAUCAAGGGCGUCUACGCAACGAACAACAGUUCGGCUCUUGCAGGAUUUAUUAAUACUUCUGAACAAGAGUCAAGAAUUGAUCAGGACAUUUCGGAUGUUGUUGCUGAUAACUGGAGUCUUGCAGUUGCUGGGGUUGUCAAGAAUAUAGACUUUAAGGACUUUGCUCCGUGUGCGCCAGGCCGGAGUGGAAUAUGAC